AUUUAACAACUUUAUUACAGAGAUUGAGGAAUUGUUUUUGUCUCUCUUUUUGGUUAAGAACAAAUUCUACAAGUAAGAAGAUGGAAGAAGAAGAAAAGGAAGAAGGUCUGAGAACUGUGGAGUGUCUAAGAGGGAGACUACUUGCAGAGAGGCAAGUUUCAAGAUCUGCAAAAGAAGAAGCAGAGCUUAUCACCAGAAAGAUGGAAGAGCUGGAGCGUAAUCUGAAAGAAGAAAUUAGAUUAAGGGAAAAAGCAGAGAAGAGACUAAAGUUCCUGAUGAAAAAACUUGAAUCCAUUAAAGGGUCACGCAGUUCGGAGGGAUCAAAUUCAUCUGAAGUUUCCUGUAUAUCAUCGGUUUGCACUUCAGCCUCAAAGGAAGAAGAAGAAGAAACUCAUGAAAAUGGAGCCGUGGAUGAAGAGAAAACUGAUCAUGCAACUGAAAAUGUUGCUUCCAUGGAAGAAGCUGAUUCAAAAUCAAAGCUUAAAGAUGUUGCUUCAACCUCAAGUCAUGAAGAAGAAUCACAGGCUGGUAAUGAGUUUUCUUGGGACGCUUAUGGAUUUGCCUUGAGACCUCAACACGUUCAGAGAUAUCAAGAAUACCUUAACAUCUAUACAGAAGAAGAGACAGAGAGGGCAGAGAAAUGGAAAAACUUUCUUGACCGACAAGAAAACAGAGCCGCUGAAUCUUGUUCCUCAGAAGAGGAGUUUCAGGAUUCAUUGCAGGCUGAUGGAUUGGAAUCUGGAGAGGAGAGUGAUUCAGAGGAGGGUUCAAGAAACGGGAAACAUGAAGAUUGUGAACUUAGUGGUACAAGAGUACUGCAGCAUCUUGAACAAGAUAAAACUGAAACAGCUGGUGAUGUUUCAAAAGAGAAAGAACCAGCCGAGGAGGCGCAGGUUCUUGACGAGCACCAAUAUUUGAGGGAGAAGAGUCUUAGAAGAGACGCAGAACCUGUAAAAGAUGAGGAGAAGGAGAAAUUUGAAUCUGACAAGGAUAAAGAAUCAUCAGUGGAAAGUGAAAGUGAAUCUGAUAAAGAACAACAAUCUCAAGCAGUAAAAGAACCUGUGGAUCAUGAACACAUUCAACAAGAAAAUAAAUGUGAAUCGGGACAUGAAAAAGCAGAAAAAGAAACCAAGGCUCGUUCAGUUAUAGAAUGGGCUCAUAUUAGACCUUGUCUAGCGUCCAUAGAGGAUAUGAUGUGCGCUCGUGUUAAGAACGUAAAGGAUACGAAAAUUAGGCAGAAUUCUAUAGUAGGUGACCAUGCUUCACCGAGAAAAGAAUCGCUGCCUUCCAUUGAAGAAUCUGAGCAAAACUCUGGAGAAAAUGACCGUGACAGUGAGACUUCCACGAGUAGAUCCCAUUCGAUGAAGGAAGACAAGGGUAGUGUUUCUCCAGAGCCAUUUUUCCCUUGGUAUGAAGAACUUGAGGUACUUGUUCGUUUGGGAGUGCCAAAGGAUCUCAGAGGGGAGGUUUGGCAAGCCUUUGUAGGUGUAAAGGCAAGAAGAGUUGAGAGAUACUAUCAGGAUUUGUUGGCUCAGAUAACUAACUCUGAUGAAAGCUCAUCUGAUGUCCAAAGAAAAUGGAAAAAACAAAUUGAAAAGGAUAUACCUCGGACAUUCCCAGGCCACCCUGCUCUGAAUGAAAAUGGUCGCGAUUCGUUAAGGCGGAUACUUCUAGCUUAUGCUUGUCACAACCCAUCUGUUGGGUACUGUCAGGCUAUGAACUUUUUUGCUGGGCUGUUGCUUCUGUUGAUGCCAGAGGAAAAUGCAUUUUGGACUUUGGUUGGGAUUAUUGAUGAUUAUUUUGAUGGCUACUAUACAGAAGAGAUGAUAGAAUCUCAGGUUGAUCAACUAGUCUUUGAAGAGUUGAUGCGAGAAAGAUUUCCAAAGCUCGGUUCGUUUUUUCAUCCGAUAUUCAAGUUUCUCUUCAUAUAUUUGGAUUUUCCAACUUAUACAGAGCAAUGUGAUCGUUUCUUCUAUUCCAAUAAUCCUCCUGAUGCAGUUAAUCAUCUGGAUUACUUGGGAGUGCAGGUUGCAUGGAUCUCUGGACCAUGGUUCCUAUCUAUUUUUGUGAACAUUAUUCCUUGGGAAUGCGUUCUGCGGAUGUGGGAUGUGCUUCUCUUUGAAGGAAACCGCGUAGUGUUGUUCCGAACAGCGUUUGCUAUAAUGGAACUAUAUGGUCCUGCAAUUGUUGCCACAAAAGAUGCAGGAGAUGCUAUUACUUCACUACAAAGUCUUGCUAGUUCAACAUUUGAUAGUAGUCAACUUGUUUUGACCGCAUGCAUGGGUUAUAUAUCGACAAAUGAAGCUAGACUAGAAGAGCUGAGGAAAAUACAUAGACCGGCGGUACUAGAGAUUGUCGAGGAAAGAAUACAAAAAGGUCGAGUCUGGAAGGAUAAAAAAGGAUUGGCUUCUAAGUUAUAUAGCUUUAAACAUGAAGGCUCUAUCUUAGAUCAUGAACAAAAGUCUACUCAAAGGAAUGAUGGUGAGAAUCCAGAUGAUGAUGAUGAAUCUUGUUCGCCUUCUCUGAAUCUGGAUGGUGCUAAUGUUGAUUCCGAAGUAGAUUCUUUACCAGAUCUUCAAGAGCAGGUGGUAUGGAUGAAGGUUGAACUAUGCAGACUGUUGGAGGAGAAAAGAUCAGCUGUUAUGAGAGCUGAGGAGCUGGAGAUAGCUUUGAUGGAGAUGGUCAAAGAAGAUAACAGACUGGAACUAAGUGCACGGAUUGAACAACUGGAAAGGGAAGUAAGAGAACUAAAGCAAGUCCUUUCUGAUAAGAAAGAACAAGAAACAGCAAUGCUUCAGGUCUUGAUGAAAGUUGAGCAAGACCAAAAGCUAACAGAAGAUGCCCGGAUAAGUGCAGAGCAAGAUGCAGCUGCACAAAGAUAUGCAGUACAUGUGCUUCAGGAAAAGAAUGAGAAGCUUGUGACUCAACUCGCUCAAAUGGAGAAGAAACUAGUUACAGCAGAAACAACACUCGAAGCAACUUUGCAAUAUGAAUCAGGUCAAAAUAAAGCACUAUCAUCAUCUCCAAGGUUUACUCGUACUACACAGGAGAGCCCUAAAAAGAAGACAGGCUUCCUAUCAUUUGGUCUUGGCUGGCGCGACAGGAACAAGGCAAAACAAACGGAGGAAUCAAAUGUUGAUAAUACUAGUAAUUCAUCAUCUGAAUCCAAAUCUCCAUCAAAAGAAAGCAAAUCCGAAGAUCUUUUAAAUCCGUAGACAAGACGCUAACCAACAAAGAGUCAUUUAUAAC
Messenger RNA from Arabidopsis arenosa, 3249 nucleotides. Lineage: Eukaryota; Viridiplantae; Streptophyta; Magnoliopsida; Brassicales; Brassicaceae. The record is from the annotation of a GenBank genome assembly.